This is a messenger RNA of Lachancea sp. 'fantastica', 1332 nucleotides long. NCBI's taxonomy places the organism in Eukaryota, Fungi, Ascomycota, Saccharomycetes, Saccharomycetales, Saccharomycetaceae. The record is from the annotation of a GenBank genome assembly.
AUGUACAUCAGGAGACCACCGUCAACUAAUGACCACUAUUCAGCCAGAUCUUUGGCGUUUCUGCACAAGCCUCAACGGGUUUCUCAGACAAAACCUACAUUUCCUGAGGAUUCUCUUAAGCGUAAUACAGACCUCAAUCGUGGAGCUAUUAGUGUUGAGCAUGAUUCUUCAGAUUAUUUCUCAACAAUUCCGCCAAGGCCCACAUCUCAGGGAGACGAGGAGCCCACUGCCUCGCAGCUUAGAGUGGAUCCUUAUUUCCCCAGCAGUGCAGACACGGAUCAAAAUUUCAGGUCAGAUCAAGCUGAUGAACUUGUCAAUGCACCUCCACUUGUGCGUAAGAAAUCAGGUGAGAUCGUGAAACCCAAUUUGAAAAUGGCACAAAGAUCUCGAUCAUUACCGGCCACCCCAAGCGGCCGAGAGCCAGACAAGGGAAUUGCUAUACCACCAUGGGGGCCGAAACGUAGCAAAAGUGUUCACUUUGACCAACGGGAUGUGGUUUCGUUCAAGUAUUUCCGUCAAGACGACUCUCCAUUGGACGUGGCGUCUCAGGACGUGGAAGAAGGUCCCCUUGAUGAUACUAAUUGCAAGCCGUUACUGGUUACUGAUGUUAAUGAUGCGGACAUGGAUUCCAACAAUGGUGAACCUGUGGAUUUGACGAUGACGAUGUCAAAUUUACGACUUGAGAAAAAAGCGUCAAGUGGGUUUGGUUUGAGAAGGAGCAGGCGGUAUCAAAAACUCAAGAACAAUGGAAUUGCCAAUGGUUCAGCGAUAAGCGAACCGGGCUUGUAUCAUGAAAACUUCCCAAUUCUUAACGUGGGCGAUCGCACCAGUUUGAAAUUGAACAUCUUUCUCAAUAUUGCCAAAAGUAGCGACUGUUUUCUCCAGGAACUGUCUCUGGUGUCCGAUCAGCACUACUUAGUUGGCCACAUUCUGGUCAAAAACAUCUAUUAUGAUAAAAAAGUGGUUGUGAAGUAUACGCGCGACCGUUGGCGCAGUGCAAACGAGGUAGAAUGCGUAUGGGUGAGCAGCGGUGAUGAUGUCCUACCUGGAAAAGGCAUGGACCGUUUCAAAUUGGUAAUUGAUCUGGCAACUAUGUGCAACGGCCCAAAACGUGACUCUGUGACUUCCAGCACUUCGUCCGGCCUGAUUUUGGCGGAUUCAGUCGCCAGUAGGUUUGUCACAUUGAGACUCGAGUUUUGUAUUCAGUACACGACACGCAAUGCAAACGAGCGAUUGGUGAGCUGGGAUAAUAAUGGUGGACGCAACUACAUUAUAGAAGUUGUGGCACCAAAACCGCGCAUGGGGUUCACGGAUCCUUUUGGCAAUGAAUAG